Chinchilla lanigera (long-tailed chinchilla) is the source of this 939-nucleotide messenger RNA. RefSeq names its product olfactory receptor 5W2-like. The record is from RefSeq and is a predicted model, not a curated record. Gene Ontology annotation, molecular function: odorant binding; olfactory receptor activity; G protein-coupled receptor activity. Gene Ontology annotation, cellular component: membrane. Gene Ontology annotation, biological process: G protein-coupled receptor signaling pathway; sensory perception of smell. NCBI's taxonomy places the organism in Eukaryota, Metazoa, Chordata, Mammalia, Rodentia, Chinchillidae. The coding region runs from base 7 to 939 and encodes 310 amino acids. The transcript has a single exon.
GGAAGAAUGGAGAGAGAAAAUUGCUCCUCAUUCACUGAGUUCAUUUUCAUGGGAAUUACGGAUAACCCUGAGAUGAGUGUGACUCUAUUUAGUAUUUUUCUUUUUGUUUAUGUCAUUGAUCUCCUGGCAAAUCUUGGAAUGAUAAUUUUAAUUAAGGUGGAUCCCCAGCUUCACACACCCAUGUACUUCUUCCUCAGCCACCUCUCGAUCUGUGACCUCUACUAUUCCUCAGCAAUUGGACCCAAGAUGUUGGUGGAUCUCACAACGAAGAAUAAAUCAAUUUCUUUCUUUGGCUGUGCUGUGCAGUUUCUGACCUUCUGUGUCUUUGCAGAUUCGGAGUGCAUACUGCUGGCAGUGAUGGCCUUCGAUUGGUACAAGGCCAUCAGCAACCCCUUGCUCUACACAGCCCACAUGUCCAGCAGGCUGUGCUCCCUGCUUGUGGCUGGAGUUUACCUACUGGCAAUUGCAGAUGCUUCCAUACAUACUGCUCUGGCAUUCCGCUUAUGUUUCUGUGGGUCCAAUGAGAUUAAUCAUUUCUUCUGUGAUUUACCUCCACUUUUUCUCCUUUCUUGUUCUGACAUACAAAUUAAUGAGCUGAUGUUAUUCAUCAUUUUUGGAUUCAUUGAACUGGGCACCAUCUCAGGAGUUCUUGUCUCCUACUGCUACAUCAUCUUAUCAGUCUUAAAGAUCCGCUCUGCUGAGGGCCGAUUCAAAGCUUUCUCUACCUGCGCCUUCCACUUAACUGCGGUUGCCAUUUUCCAAGGAACGCUGCUCUUCAUGAAUUUUAGGCCACGUUCUGCCUACUCCCUAGAUCAAGACAAAAUGACCUCACUGUUUUACACCCUGGUGAUCCCCAUGCUGAACCCUCUGAUUUACAGCCUGCGGAACAAGGAUGUGAAGGAGGCCCUGGAAAAACUGAGAAGUAAAAGAUGGAUUUGA